Salvia hispanica is the source of this 1256-nucleotide messenger RNA. Its product is annotated as putative oxidoreductase At4g09670. Lineage: Eukaryota; Viridiplantae; Streptophyta; Magnoliopsida; Lamiales; Lamiaceae. Gene Ontology annotation, molecular function: nucleotide binding. The record is from RefSeq and is a predicted model, not a curated record.
UUCAAAUUAUCUACAUAUAUAUACUUUCAAAACACUUUGCCUCAAAACUAAACCUCUAUUCCACACUCCAACUACCCUUCCCUCCCCAUCUCCAGCAUACCUAAAAAUGUCAACACCUCCGAUCAAAUUCGGAAUCCUCGGCUGCGCGACGAUCGCCCGCAAGGUCUCCCGCGCCAUCGCCCUCUCCGGAAACGCAUCCAUCUCUGCCAUCGGCAGCCGAUCGGCCGAGAAGGCUGCCGAGUUCGCGCGGGAGAACGCCUUCCCGGAGACGGCCAGAUCCUACGGCUCGUACGACGCCGUUCUGGAUGAUCCGGACGUGGACGCGGUGUACGUGCCGCUGCCGACGAGCCUGCACGUGCAGUGGGGCGUGCUGGCGGCCCGGAAGGGGAAGCACGUGCUGCUGGAGAAGCCCGUGGCGCUCAGCGUGGCGGAGCUGGAUGUGAUACUGGCGGAGUGCGAAUCGAGUGGGGUGCAGUUCAUGGACGCUACCAUGUGGAUGCACCACCCCCGGACCCACCGGAUGAAGGACUUCCUCUCCGAUUCUUCCUCCUUUGGCCACCUCAAAUCAGUGGAGAGUAAAUUUAUAUUUCCGGCGGGCAAGGAUUUUUUAGAAAACAACAUUCGUGUUAAGCCGGAUCUCGAUGCCCUAGGCGUUCUCGGUGAUGCAGGAUGGUACUGCAUUCGAUCGAUCCUGUGGGCCGCCGAUUACGAGCUACCUAAGUCCGUAAUCGCUUCACCCGACGCGGUCCUGAACAAUGCCGGCAUCAUCUUGUCUUGCAGUGCUAAACUGCAAUGGCAAGAUGGCAGGGCCGGGACCUUCCGUUGCUCGUUCCUAGGUGACCGAAACAUGGACCUGACAAUAGCUGGAACGGAGGGCACUUUGUCCGUUCGCGACUAUGUGGGCCCAUUCGAGGAGAAAAAGGCUAGUUUCACCACGGUCGUGAAAUCGGGUGCGACGUUAGAAUCUCGUGAGCAUGUCGUUACGACGGAGCUUCCUCAGGAGGCUCUCAUGGUGAGGGAGUUUUCUAGGUUGGUUGGGAGCAUCAAAUUUGAAGGAGCCAAACCGGAGAAAGAAUGGCCAACUCUUAGUAGGAAGACUCAAGCUGUGGUGGAUGCGGUGAAGGUGUCUAUUGAUAGGGGUUAUGAAAUUGUUGAGGUUGUGUAUUAGAAUGGUUUAGGCGUUCGUGUUUGUGUCGGUGUUCGUAACACUAUAGACUAUAUGUGAGGUGUAUUAAUAAAGUGACACAUUGCUUGAA